GCGCAGUUUGGAUGACGGUUUGGUUGCUUGGCAACAGGAGAAGGACGCGGUCUCAGUGAAAGAUGAGGCUCAAACGGUUUCUGCUGCGGUACUACCCGCCAGGAAUCAUUUUGGAAUACGAAAAAGGAGGGGAGACAAAGAACAAAUCCAUUGAUCUGCUUGACUUGACUCCAGUUGCAGAUGUAGAUGCUGUGGUUGAGGAAAUCCAGAAGAUUGAACCACUCAUAACUGCAUCUCGCACAGAACAGGUGAAACAGUUGGUCCAGAGGCUUCAGGAAAAACUUGGUCAGCAUGAUGAUCACAAAUUCUACCUGUUUAAGGUACUUCGGGCACAUAUACUACCACUGACAAACGUUGCAUUCAACAAAUCUGGAUCAAACUUUAUUACAGGAAGCUAUGACAGGACUUGCAAAGUGUGGGAUACUGCAUCAGGAGAAGAGCUGCAUACACUUGAGGGACACAGGAAUGUGGUCUACGCUAUUGCUUUCAACAAUCCUUAUGGAGACAAGAUUGCAACUGGUUCAUUCGAUAAAACCUGCAAAUUAUGGAGCUCUGAAACAGGCAAAUGUUACCAUACAUUUCGUGGACAUACAGCAGAAAUUGUGUGUUUAUCAUUUAAUCCCCAAAGUACUCUAGUAGCAACAGGCAGUAUGGAUACGACAGCAAAGCUCUGGAACAUCCAAUCUGGAGAAGAGUCUGUUACACUAACAGGGCAUUCAGCUGAAAUCAUCUCUUUGUCAUUUAAUACAACAGGGGAUAAGAUUAUCACAGGUUCCUUUGACCAUACUGUUUCUGUGUGGGAUGUGGGAUCUGGCAGGAGAAUGCACACUCUGAUCGGACAUCGAGGUGAGAUCAGCAGUGCACAGUUUAAUUGGGAUUGUACACUCAUUGCUACUGGAUCAAUGGACAAAACCUGCACACUUUGGGAUGCUGUCAGUGGAAAAUGUGUGGCAACAUUGUCUGGACAUGAAGAUGAAGUACUGGAUGUUUGCUUUGAUUACACAGGGCAGCUUAUAGCGACUGCAUCAGCUGAUGGUACUGCGAGAGUUUAUAGUGCAGCAAGUCGCAAAUGUAUAGUGAAGCUAGAAGGUCAUGAAGGAGAAAUCUCCAAGAUUUGUUUCAAUCCUCAGGGCAGUCGCAUUCUUACAGGCAGUUCUGAUAAGACAUCCAGGCUCUGGGAUCCUCGCACAGGCCAGUGCCUUCAGGUGUUAGAAGGUCAUACUGAUGAAAUUUUCUCAUGUGCUUUUAACUAUGAAGGGAAUGCCAUCAUCACAGGAAGCAAGGAUAACACUUGCAGAAUAUGGCGGUGAAUGAAGAUGGAGUUAUGACAACUAACUUCGUAAAUUCACACUGAUAAACAUCGAAGAAUGCUGUUAUGUUGUUCUAAAGUAGAGUCUAUACUAUUUCAGACAUUCAUCGUCUCAAAGGACUUAUAAAAAUAUCAAAGCAACAUGUUCAGUUUCUUUGUUAUGUACAAUAUUAUUGCAAAGUAGUACCAAAUAAGAUACGUCAGCUCAUCAGAGAAUCAUCUUUGAUAAAGUAUGAGCUGCACUUCUAACUGCAACAAAGCUCUAAAACCACAACAAUUUGUUUUUUUUUUCCUUUUUACCAAGGUUCGUUAGAAUUUGAAGCUUUAAUGUGGUUAAUACAUGUUUUAACAGUUCUGAAAUUUGCAAAUAUUAAAAAACUAUAUUUGAUAGUGUUUGAUCAUUAUGAGUUAUUGCAAAUAAAUUCAAUACUUUUAUAAAGUACCACAAUUACUCUGAAGUAUUAUGCCUUAGUAGCUAACCAUCCAAACCUCCUUCAAUUUGUUUACAAAAUAAAAAUAUAACUAGGAGUUCUUCAUUUAGAUGUCAUGCUGUCUUCUUUAAUCCUACCCACAAUGAUAUCCAAAGCUAAUUAGAAAACAGUUAUGACCGACAUUCAAUGUUUAUGAAUGCAUGCUCCAGCAGGGAAUCUCGCUUACCAGCUAUUUAAGUAACAAAUCACAGGCUUUUCCUAGUCUUAAAAUUAAGAAGUGGAAAAUCACAAGGAACUCAUUCACAGCUUCUUUUCAUGUAUAGUCACCAACUGAGGGCCAAUUUUAAGAGUGUGCAUUUGUUCUGCAUUGUAAAAGCACAAUGGUUGCAUGUGAUAGGUUGAAGAUGAACUUUAUUGGUCCUUCCCACAUUCAUAGUAAUGUUGUCAUCGAAAACAAACAUUGA
Molecule: messenger RNA, 2204 nt
Organism: Chiloscyllium plagiosum (whitespotted bambooshark)
Lineage: Eukaryota; Metazoa; Chordata; Chondrichthyes; Orectolobiformes; Hemiscylliidae
Gene: daw1
Product: dynein assembly factor with WDR repeat domains 1
Molecular function (GO): protein binding
Source: RefSeq, a predicted model, not a curated record